AUGGGUAAGAAGCAGCCUUCACUCGAAGGCCACAAGUCGGGCCAGGGCAACGACCCUCUCUCCAAGCCCGCCCAUGCCCUCACCUUCCAGCAAGUCAUCGAGGAGUGCAAGUGUAAUCCUGAUGAUGGGUUGACCACAUCCGAGGCGAAGGCACGACUCGAAAAACACGGCAACAAUGAUCUUGGUGAAGAUGGUGGCGUGUCUGCACCAAAGAUUUUGCUGCGUCAAGUUGCAAAUGCCAUGACUCUGAUUCUCAUCGCUGCCAUGGCCGUCAGUUUUGCUAUUCAGUCUUGGAUUGAGGGUGGUGUAGUAACUGCCAUCAUCAUCCUGAAUGUCGUCAUUGGUUUUGUGCAGGAGUUCAAUGCUGAAAAGACAAUGGACUCUCUUCGAUCUCUCUCUUCGCCGACCGCAUCUGCUGUUCGAGAUGGAAAGACCGUAACUGUACCUACAAUAGAAGUAGUACCUGGUGAUUUGGUUGAAAUGAAGACAGGUGACACUGUUCCAGCUGACGUCAGAAUUAUUGAAGCAGUAAACUUCGAAACUGACGAAGCCCUCCUUACCGGUGAAUCGCUUCCUGUCUCAAAAGAUGGUGAUGCCGUCUUCGACGAGGAGACUGGCCCUGGCGACCGCCUCAACGUUGCAUACAGCUCCUCUACAGUCACAAAGGGCCGCGCGCGUGGUGUCGUCUUUGCUACUGGAAUGUACACUGAGAUUGGUUCCAUUGCCAUGUCUCUGCGCCAGAAGGGCUCCCGCGUUCGCGAGGUCAAGCGCAAGCCUGAUGGUAAGGCGAAGCCCCACCGAUAUGCUCAAGCUUGGACUUUGACCGUUGGUGAUGCUGUUGGUCACUUCCUCGGUGUUAAUGUUGGUACUCCUCUUCAGAAGAAACUCGCUCGUCUCGCUAUCCUCCUCUUUGGUGUCGCUGUCGUCUGCGCCAUCAUCGUAUUGGCUGCCAACAGCUUUUCCAACAACAAGGAAGUCAUCAUCUAUGCUGUGGCCACUGGUCUUAGUAUGAUUCCCGCUUCGCUUACUGUCGUCUUGACGAUCACAAUGGCCGCCGGUACUAAGCGCAUGGUGCAGCGACAUGUUAUUGUCCGCAACCUGAAGUCUCUAGAAGCUCUUGGCGGUGUCACCGACAUUUGUUCCGACAAGACUGGUACCCUGACUCAGGGUAAGAUGGUUGCGAAGAAGGCCUGGAUCCCUGCGAAGGGCACUUAUUCUGUUGGCACCUCCGACGAGCCUCACAAUCCCACACUUGGUUCUCUAUCGUUCAACCCUAAACACCCACGACACAUUGAUCCCGACAUCGACGAGAAAACGGAGACUUAUGAAGAGCUUUUGGCCGACAAUCCACACCUGGUUGAAUAUCUCAAGGUCGCCUCCCUGGCUAAUUUGGCCAAUGUUCAUCAGACUAGCGAAGGUGUAUGGAAUGCUCGUGGUGACCCAACUGAGAUUGCGAUCCAGGUCUUCGCUUCUCGCUUCAAGUGGAACCGUCUUGAAUACACUACCGGUGACAAACCUGCCUGGAAACAGCUUGCUGAGUUUCCCUUCGAUUCUGACGUCAAGAAAAUGUCUGUCAUCUUUGAAGAAACGGCCAGCUCCAAGAGAUACGUCAUGACCAAGGGUGCCGUCGAGCGAGUUAUCUACUCAUGCACACACGUCUUCAACGGCGAGGAGGAAGGUCCUGUCGAGCUCGAUGACGACUACCGCGAGGAAAUAUUGGCCAACAUGGAGUCCCUCGCUUCACUUGGUCUCCGUGUCCUCGCGCUUGCCAGCAAAGAUUACGACGGUCCUGCAAUCACCAAGGGCGAGGAAAUCGACAGGAAGGCUAUUGAGGAGAACCUGAUCUUCCGCGGUCUGGUAGGUCUUUACGACCCUCCGAGACCUGAGACUGCUGGAUCCGUUCGCCAGUGCCAGAAGGCUGGUAUUGAAGUCCAUAUGCUUACAGGUGAUCACCCCGGAACUGCUCGCGCUAUCGCUGCUGAAGUUGGUAUCCUACCAUCAAACAUGGCUACUCUCGCCAAGGAAGUCACAGACGCAAUGGUCAUGACCGCUACCCAAUUUGACAAGCUCACCGACGAACAAGUGGAUGCGCUUCCGUUACUUCCAUUGGUCAUUGCUCGUUGCGCGCCUAACACCAAGGUCCGCAUGAUCGACGCUCUGCACCGACGCAAGGCUUUUGCCGCCAUGACUGGUGAUGGUGUCAACGACUCUCCGUCUCUCAAGCGCUCCGAUGUUGGGAUUGGUAUGGGUACUGGAUCUGAUGUCGCCAAAGAUGCUUCUGAUAUCGUAUUGACUGAUGACAACUUCGCCUCCAUUCUCAACGCCAUUGAAGAGGGUCGCCGCAUGUUCGACAACAUCCAGAAGUUCAUUCUUCACUUGCUCGCUCAGAACAUCGCCCAAGCUUGUGUCUUGCUCAUUGGUCUUGCGUUCAAGGAUGAGAGUGGCUUCUCCGUGUUCCCUGUCUCACCUGUCGAAGUCAUGUGGAUUAUUAUGGUCACCUCCAGUCUACCUGACAUGGGUCUCGGUUUCGAGAUCGCAGCUCCAGAUAUCUUGUCCCGACCUCCCCAAAAUCUCAAACGUGGUGUCUUUACUAUCGAAGUUAUGGUCGAUAUGCUUGUCUACGGUCUCUGGAUCGCUGCCCUUUGUCUGGGAGCCUUCUCCCUCGUCAUGUUUGGAUUUGGCGACGGCAACCUCGGGAUAAGUUGCAACGAAUCUUUCAACCCAACGUGUGAGACUGUUUUCCGCGCCCGUGCCACAACUUUUGCUUGCCUCACUUGGUUCUCGCUCUUCCUUGCGUGGCAGAUGUUGGACAUGCGCCGCUCAUUCUUCGCGAUGCAGCCACACUCCAAGAAGUACCUCACCCAGUGGGCCAUCGAUGUGUGGCGCAACAAGUUUUUGUUCUUCUCGAUCAUGUUCGGAUUCAUCACGAUUUUCCCCGUUCUGUACAUUCCCGUCAUUAACGACAGAGUGUUCAGGCACAAAGGUAUCAGUUGGGAGUGGGGCAUCGUCUUCGUCGCUACCUUCCUCUUCUUCCUCGGUAUCGAGACCUGGAAGUGGGGCAAGCGUGUCUUCUUCAGGAGGCGUGAGGCCAAAACCGGCGGUCGACGAGGCUCGAUUGACCUGGAACAGAAGGUGUUUGAGCGAUACCUUAGCACAGCUAUCAGCACUGAUGGCGACAGUGAUGAGAAGAGAUGA
Molecule: messenger RNA, 3195 nt
Organism: Plenodomus lingam JN3
Lineage: Eukaryota; Fungi; Ascomycota; Dothideomycetes; Pleosporales; Leptosphaeriaceae
Biological process (GO): intracellular calcium ion homeostasis; potassium ion transport; monoatomic ion transmembrane transport
Cellular component (GO): plasma membrane
Molecular function (GO): P-type sodium transporter activity; P-type potassium transmembrane transporter activity; ATP hydrolysis activity
Source: RefSeq, a predicted model, not a curated record